AGAGAGAGAGAGAGAGAGAGAGAGAGAGAGAGAGAGAGAGAGAGAAUGUGUUGCAAUUGGUGGGAGAACGUAGAGUGAAUUAUACUUCAUCUGAGCACCCUAUUGAAAAGAAAAAUGAUAAGAUUCGUUCUCUGGAUAUUACUCUUUCUCAAAAGUGAUCUGAUUGAUGCUGUAAAUGAAUCGGGAAAAGAGGGAAUGAAAGUAACUUUAACGACUGGACUUAAUGACCUACCUAGUGGCACUAUUAUGGCAUGGUCUUUCCCAUUGAGUCAUUCAGAUUCAUUUGAUAACAUAGCUAUGCUGAAUGCAGGUGUGAUUACAACGGACUACAGUAGGAAGUUCAAAGACAGACUGAAGCUGGAUACUCAAACUGGAUCUCUCGCCAUCAGAAACCUCAGCAUCAGCGACUCUGGACUUUAUAAAAUACUUAUCAUCAAUACACAGAGUUCAUCUAAGAUUACAAAUCUAACUGUCUAUGCCUCAGUGUCUGCUCCUCACAUCAGUCACUCAGUGGACAGUCCAUUUGAAAAAGUGAGCUGUUCCUUGGUGUGCACUGUGAAGAACGGGAGAGAGGUGAUCUUGUCCUGGUACAGAGGAGAGGAGAUACUCAACCAGACCAGCAGCCCUGAUCUUCUAGCCAAUCUCUCUCUACCUCUGGAGUUAAACAAAAGAAACAUUGACACCUACGGAUGUGAGGCUUCCAACCCUGCUGACUCAAAACCAACUCCACUCAACUUUCAAACGCUCUGCCCUCAAUUGUCCUCACGCUCUGCCCUCAAAGACUCUGGUCCCAAUCCUGUCCCAAUCGCACUGGUCACGUUGUUAGCAGUUGGGAUAAUAAGUGGUGGUAUAUUCUGGGCAGUUAAAAUAAGAACAUGUGGAGCCUGCAAGCAAAGAGAAGAAGCCCAACAUUAUGCUGAUGUGAACUUUCAGAGAUCGGUUGGGGAUACACUAGUAUCUGGCACCGGAGGAGUCUGUUCACCAGAAGAGUCUGUUUUGUACGCUGAUGUCAGAAUCUUAACUUCUGUUCAGACAGGACUGGAUUCAAUCACUCCUCUCUCAAAGCUGUGACCUUGGCGUGGUUUAGAGGCUUGUGUGUCUCAAUGACCCUGAGAGCUACGUCGGAGGGGGCUUGGGCCCCUGAUAGGUUUAGCCAUUCCGGAUUGGUCUCCGGUGAGGGGUCAGACCAACGACAGCAUUGGUCCUACAUGUUUCACGUUGGUAUGGUGCUAUAGGUAGACAACUAUACCACUCUGACAAUGUUACAUGCUGUGUGUACAGUUGAAGUCGGAAGUUUACAUACACUUACGUUGGAGUCAUUAAAACUCGUUUUUUCAAGCACUCCACAAAUGUAUUGUUAACAAACUAUAGUUUUGGCAA
Messenger RNA from Oncorhynchus keta (chum salmon), 1380 nucleotides. RefSeq lists its product as uncharacterized. Bases 115 to 1071 code for a protein of 318 amino acids. NCBI's taxonomy places the organism in Eukaryota, Metazoa, Chordata, Actinopteri, Salmoniformes, Salmonidae. The transcript has 6 exons. The record is from RefSeq and is a predicted model, not a curated record.